This is a messenger RNA of Physella acuta, 519 nucleotides long. RefSeq names its product histidine-rich glycoprotein-like. Lineage: Eukaryota; Metazoa; Mollusca; Gastropoda; Physidae. The record is from RefSeq and is a predicted model, not a curated record.
AUGCACUAUACAGGCACUAUACAGUCACCAAACAGGCACCAUACAGGCACCAUACAGGCACCGUACAUACACCAUACAGGCACCGUACAGGCACCAUACAGGCACCAUACAGGCACCAUAGAGGCACCACACAUGCACCAUACAGACACCAUACAGACACCAUACAUGCACCAUACAGACACCAUACAGGCACCAUACAGGCACCAUACAGGCACCACACAUGCACCAUACAGACACCAUACAGACACAAUACAUGCACCAUACAGACACCAUACAGGCACCAUACAGGCACCAUACAGGCACCAUACAGGCACUGUACAGGCACUAUACUGGCACCAUACAGGCACCAUACAGGCACCGUACAGGCACUAUACAGGCACCAUACAGACACCAUACAGUCACUAUACAGACACCAUACAGGCACCAUACAGGCACCACACAGGCACCAUACAGGCACACUUAGUCCACCUUAUGCUCCCCUUACACUUCCUUGAUCUCAUGGCUAACCUCCUCACUUAG